Messenger RNA from Mercurialis annua (annual mercury), 2131 nucleotides. Its product is annotated as BTB/POZ domain-containing protein At5g60050. Bases 328 to 1896 code for a protein of 522 amino acids. NCBI's taxonomy places the organism in Eukaryota, Viridiplantae, Streptophyta, Magnoliopsida, Malpighiales, Euphorbiaceae. The transcript is spliced from 2 exons. The record is from RefSeq and is a predicted model, not a curated record.
UUCAUAAAGAAAUCAAAUAAUCAAAUACCGCAUUCAUAAUUGGAACACCUUGUCAGCAUCUUUACCAUUAUUGAGUUAGGGAUCCAAAGCCCCCACCUUUCUCCAUUUUCUUUCUUGGAUUCCCUCUCAUUCUCUUACACUACUCACUUUCCCGGAAACCCAUUUCCUCACUUUCCCGGGAAAAUCAUAAAACAAAGAAGCAGAAAUGAAUUCUAUAGUGUCAAUUCUUGAUUCUUGAUACCAUACUGUGGAUAUUUGAUUCUUGAUUCUUGGUAUGUUAUUUUCUUAAUUUGAUUCUUGAUUCUUGAUUGUAGAAUUGAAUAGGAAAUGGCAACAUCAAGAGAAGUAUCAACAAUGAUAAAACAAGGAUUUAUAUCAGAUUCAACUCUUUCUUUUUCACCUUCAAGAACUCCUAAUUCUUCUUCAACUAGGCUACUACUAAACUCUCCAACUAACUCUAACAAACCCCUACUCUCACCUCCUCACUUCAACAACUCCUCCACCGAGUUAACUCACCCACCACCGCCGCCCCCACCAACUCGCUCUGCUCACCACCACACAACCCUUUUCCAAAUGAUGUCUGAAGAGCAAUCUUUAGAACUCAACCGCCAAAAAACCCAGUCAAAAAUCUCUAAACUAGUUAAAGAAUUUGAUGGCUUCAACAACAAUGGUGUGUUUGGAUUCGGUGAUGUGAGGCUCACUGUGAUUGGGAGAGAUGGGUUUAAGGUUUCCUGUGAUGUGCACAAAAGGGUAUUGAUGGAAAAGAGUGGCUUUUUUAGUGACAAGUUGAAAGAUAGACAAAAAGGGAUUGUGCAUUCAAUUGAGAUCAGUGAGUGUGAUGAUGUUGAGGUGUAUCUUGAGAGUUUGGUUUUGAUGUAUUCUGAUGAUUUCAAGAAAAGAUUGAUGGGUGAGGGUGUCACCAAGAUUUUGGCUUUACUCAAGGUGUGUGCUGAUAUCAUGUUCGAUGCUGGGAUAAUGUCAUGCUUAGAAUACUUAGAAGCCGUGCCAUGGACGGAGGACGAAGAAGAAAAGGUCAUAUCCCAUCUAAGUCAACUUCAACUUCAUGAAUCGGCCACUGAAGUUCUUCAGAGAGUUUCAUGUGAAUUAUCGACUUCUUGUCGAGCUGAUGACAUCUUCACGAAACUGCUGAAUGGUGUUCUACAGGCCAAAGAUGAUAAAGCUCGUCGAGAGAUGAAAACUGUAAUUUCUCGUUUAUUUAAGGAAGAUUCAUCUAAUCAUGAUAGUAGGCUCGAUGUUUCUAAAGAUACCCUUUAUUCUCUUUGUCAUGGAUGUCUCAGUUCUCUUAUCCUAUGCUUGUCUGAAGCUACAUGCGUAGAUGAUGAUAAGCGUGAUCGUGGAGUUUUAAUGAGUGAAAUAGCUCGAGAAGCUGAAAAUCUACAAUGGAUUGUCGAUAUUUUAAUCGAUAAAAAAGAAGCAGAUGAGUUUGUAAAACUGUGGGCAGAUCAGAAGGAGCUUGCAGUUCUCCAUUCAAAGAUCCCGACUAUCUACCGACAUGAAAUCAGCAAGGUUACUUCACAACUAUGCGUUGCCAUUGGCAGAGGACAAAUCUUGGUGCCGAAAGAAGCUCGGUUUUAUUUGUUGUCUACUUGGUUGGAACCACUUUAUGAUGACUUUGGGUGGAUAAGGAGGGUUUGUAAAUCUGUCGAUAAGAAAGUAGUCGAGGACGGACUAGGGCGAACAAUUCUUACACUUCCAUUGAUUCAACAGCAAGCUAUAUUGCUAAAAUGGUUCGACCGAUUCUUAAAUAAAGGGGAUGACUGCCCCAAUAUUCAGAGAGCAUUUGAGAUUUGGUGGAGAAGAGCUUUUAUCCGACAGUAUGCGGCUGAGCAAAGCAAUUCCGAGUUGCAAUUAGCCGUUUGCGAUUACCCUAACUGAAAGGUACAUCCAAUCAAGUCAUACAAAAUAUAAAGUCCAAACUGUAUGUACAUAUCCAGUAAUAUUCAUUUUAUCUGAUACUUGGGGGAUUCAACUCCUGUGAUAUGAACUGUAUUCUUUGGAACAUUCUGUGUUAAAAUAUAAUGAGAUUGAGAAACAACCAUUUGUAGGAAGAUUGAGAAAGAGAAGAAUUGUAUGAUAUGUAUGCGUAAUGUGCUGCCAAUUAUGUCGGUAA